Callithrix jacchus (white-tufted-ear marmoset) is the source of this 2237-nucleotide messenger RNA. It is a transcript of the gene ATOH1, whose product is annotated as atonal bHLH transcription factor 1. The record is from RefSeq and is a predicted model, not a curated record. Gene Ontology annotation, molecular function: DNA-binding transcription factor activity, RNA polymerase II-specific; protein dimerization activity; E-box binding. Gene Ontology annotation, biological process: axon development; sensory organ development; positive regulation of transcription by RNA polymerase II. NCBI's taxonomy places the organism in Eukaryota, Metazoa, Chordata, Mammalia, Primates, Cebidae. Gene Ontology annotation, cellular component: nucleus.
CUUCGUUGCACGCGACCUGGUGUGUGAUCUCCGAGUGGGUGGGGGAGGGUCCAGGAGGGAAAAAAAAAAAUAAGACGUUGCCGAAGAGACCCGGAAAGGGCCUUUUUUUUGGUUGAGCGGUUGUGGCAGUGCUGCCUCCGAUCCUGAGCCUCCGAGCCUUUGCAGUGCAAUGUCCCGCCUGCUGCCUGCAGAAGAGUGGGCUGAAGUGAAGGAGUUGGGAGACCACCAUCGCCAUCCCCAGCCGCAUCAUCUCCCGCAGCUGCCGCCGCCGCCGCAACCACCUGCAACUUUGCAGGCGAGAGAGCAUCCCGUCUACCCGCCUGAGCUGUCCCUCCUGGACAGCACCGACCCACGCGCCUGGCUGGCUCCUACUUUGCAGGGCAUCUGCACGGCACGCGCCGCCCAGUAUUUGCUGCAUUCCCCGGAGCUGGGUGCCGCGGAGGCCGCGGCGCCCCGGGACGAGGCGGACGGUCGGGGGGAACUGGUAAGGAGGAGCAGCGGUGGUGCCAGUAGCAGCAAGAGCCCCGGGCCGGUGAAAGUGCGGGAACAGCUGUGCAAGCUGAAAGGCGGGGUGGUGGUAGACGAGCUGGGCUGCAGCCGCCAAAGGGCCCCUUCCAGCAAACAGGUGAAUGGGGUGCAGAAGCAGAGACGGCUGGCAGCCAACGCCAGGGAGCGGCGCAGGAUGCAUGGGCUGAACCACGCCUUCGACCAGCUACGCAAUGUUAUCCCGUCGUUCAACAACGACAAGAAGCUGUCCAAAUAUGAGACCCUGCAGAUGGCCCAAAUCUACAUCAACGCCUUAUCCGAGCUGCUACAAACGCCCAGCGGUGGGGAGCAGCCACCGCCGCCGCCAGCCUCCUGCAAAAACGACCACCACCAUCUUCGAGCCGCCGCCUCCUACGAAGGGGGAGCAGGCAACGCGACCACAGCAGGGGCUCAGCAGGCCUCCGGAGGGGGCCAGCGGCCGACCCCGCCCGGGAGUUGCCGGACUCGCUUCUCAGCUCCGGCCUCUGCGGGAGGGUACUCGGUGCAGCUGGACGCUCUGCACUUCUCGACUUUCGAGGACAGCGCCCUGACAGCGAUGAUGGCGCAAAAGAAUUUGUCGCCUUCGCUCCCUGGGAGCAUCUUGCAGCCAGUGCAGGAAGAAAACAGCAAAACUUCGCCUCGGUCCCACAGAAGCGACGGGGAAUUUUCUCCCCAUUCCCAUUACAGUGACUCGGAUGAGGCAAGUUAGGAAGGUGACAGAAGCCGAAAACUGAGACAGAAACAAAACUGCCCUUUCCCAGUGCGCGGGAAGUCCCGCGGUUAAAGAUCCCCGCAUCCUUUAAUGUUUGCUCUGCGACGGUCGUUGUUUAGCAACGACUUGGCUUCAGAUGGCAGCUACAUUUGAUGGUUUGCAAAUGCGGCCGCUGUUCCAAACUUCCUACGGUCCACAUUGUUUGAUGAAACCCUUUCUGUUAAAGUUAUGUCCUUUCCGCCCACCUUCUGCUCCCCCUGUAGAUAGAUACGGUAUAAUUGUAUGUACCCAUAUAUGGCACCGUUAUUCUAGUUCCCUGCUGCCUACACGCUGCUGAAACGUCGCAUCUUUUUCUCUGUCGCUGGUUUGGGUUUAAUUUAUUUUACGCCCUGGGCAUCCAUCCUUGUGUGUUGCGCACUCAAGUGUGGGAGAUUUAGUCUUCCGAAGUUGUUUUCCAAAAUGUACAAUGAAACGCAAAAUUAGUGCUUCCAAAGUGGAUAACUUUUGACUAUUGAAUUGUUAGAAAACAGGGAACUUUAAGGUUUAUAUAUUGUAUAAACAUACCCAGUAUGUGUAUCCGAUCGCGAGAACCUUGGCGUCUUUUAGGAAACUUGGCGCACGCACUUUAUCAGCCGCUGCUGCGGUGGUGGCUCCAGGAGAAACUCAGCUGCCAAUUGCAGACCAGUUUUUUUUUUUUUUUUUUUACUUUAACACAGCCACUUAUAAUUCUUAAGCUCUUUGCAAAUGUUUGUUGAAAAAAUGAAUUUUUUUUAAAAAGUUAGUAGUGUCAAAAGCUUUUGCUUUGUUAAUAUUUUGUCAAUUUUAUUUUGCUUUGUUAAUAUUAGAAAACUUAUUUAUUAUUGUUUGCUACCAUUUCUACUUAUCUUGAUUCAUUUUUUACGUUUUCUACUCGAGAUCAUUUUAUUUUAAUUUAGCAAAGCCAACUGCCAUUGUUUAAUGUAUUUUCUUUUGCAAAUAAUUAAAAUAAACGUGAAAAGUA